Messenger RNA from Adineta ricciae, 1539 nucleotides. The record is from the annotation of a GenBank genome assembly. NCBI's taxonomy places the organism in Eukaryota, Metazoa, Rotifera, Eurotatoria, Adinetida, Adinetidae.
AUGGUUUCGAUCGAUGAGAAUAUCAAGACGGAAAGUUACGAUGAUGAUGAUUCCGACGCCCCGCUGGAAAUCACAACGAAAACAUCGAAAACUGAAAAGAAGAAAAAGAAAAAGAGUAAUAAACGUCGGAUUAAAUACACACUAGCAACGGAAGAUGAUGAUAAACCACAUAGCAAACGUGCUGAUGAAGAAUCCGCUUUGACACAUUUGGUUUUUGGUGAUGAUGAUGAUUAUCUCGAAGAAAUCACUUCUAGUACUACAAAGACAAAACAGGUGCAUUCGGAGCAAACGAACAAGACAGGUGAAUCGAAGAAACCGGCUUGGAUUGAUAGCGAAGAAGUAACUGAAGAAAUUGUUCGUGAACCAAAUUUCAAUCAGAUUCAACCGAAGAAACGACGAAAGAUAACAACAGGAGAGUAUGAGACUAAACUGAAAGUCGAAUAUGAACGUGUAAUGGGUCGACCAUCAUGGGCAGAGAAAUUACUGAAUAAGAAAGCAGAAGAUGAUGACAGUGAUGAAGAAUUGUUUCGCCGUACGGGUAAUUAUCUAACAAAAUCCAAUGUACUACGAGCUGGGACAAUUGAUUGCCUUCGUUGUUCUGAUUUCAAACAUGAUGUUGCUCAUUCUAAAUUGUUAAGAUCCGUUGAAUUUCAUCCAACUGCAAAAAUUCUUCUCACUGCGGGUCGUAGUCAAUAUCUGAAUUUAUAUCAGGUUGAUGGAAAGAAAAACGAACGGAUCCAUUCUCUGUUCUUCGAACGAUACUCCAUCGAUUCAACACAUUUUACCAAAGAUGGCAAUCAAAUAAUCGUUACCGGUGAUCGAAAUUUCUUCAAAGUCUACGAUAUGAUCGAAGGAAAAAUUAGCCAGAUUCCAAUGAUGAGAGGAUUUGAAGAACGUUUGGGAAAAUUUGAAUUGAGUCCGGAUGGAUCAUUAAUUGUUUUCAUUAACCGAAAUGGUCAAUUACAUUUUGUUUCUGCAAAGUCAAAAGAAUUGAUUGAUACUACACAACUUUCCGGUAAUAUCAACACUGUUACAUUUCGACCGGAUGGUGAAGUUAUGUUCGCCAGCGGAGAUGAAGGUAUUGUCACAGUAUUCGAUGUGCGUCGUCGAGCAGCGAUCCAUCGUUUCAUUGACGAUGGAAGUUAUUCAACAACCAGCAUGUGUGUCUCAUCCAAUCAACAAUAUUUUGUUACAGGUCAAAAGAGUGGCAUUGUUAAUGUUUAUUCGUACGAUGACGUUAUGAAGACUAAUGCACCAAAACCAAUAAAAUAUCUGAAAAACUUGACAACUUCGAUACAAAACGUCAAGAUGAAUGCAAGUUCAGAAUUAUUGGCCAUGAAUUCUUAUCAUCUUCCAAGAGCAGUCCGAUUGGUACAUAUGCCAACAUUGACAGUCUAUGAGAAUUUCCCGGAAUUUCAUGAUAAGAAGAUACAAAUCGUCAAUGGAUUGGAUUUCUCGCCGAACAGUGCCUUUUUCACGAUAGGCAACAACAAUGGCAAAGUGCUUUUGUAUCGUCUAAAACAUUUUAGUAACUAUUGA